This is a messenger RNA of Clupea harengus (Atlantic herring), 995 nucleotides long. It is a transcript of the gene smad7, whose product is annotated as SMAD family member 7. The record is from RefSeq and is a predicted model, not a curated record. Gene Ontology annotation, molecular function: I-SMAD binding; transcription regulator inhibitor activity. Gene Ontology annotation, biological process: cell differentiation; regulation of transcription by RNA polymerase II; anatomical structure morphogenesis. Gene Ontology annotation, cellular component: heteromeric SMAD protein complex. NCBI's taxonomy places the organism in Eukaryota, Metazoa, Chordata, Actinopteri, Clupeiformes, Clupeidae. The transcript has a single exon. The annotation marks the transcript as partial.
ACACAGUACUGUCAACAACCUCAGAUCAGAUGUUUAUCCAGAGUUCUAACCAUCCUCUCCCCUUCUCUCUCUCCAGAUUCCCAAGCUCUUCAGGAGUCGGGCGAGCAAGCCCACUGGUGCGUGGUAGCGUACUGGGAGGAGAAGACUCGCGUUGGACGCCUCUACUCGGUCCAGGAGCCCUCCCUGGACAUCUUCUAUGACCUACCUCAGGGGAACGGCUUCUGCCUGGGCCAGCUCUGCUCCGAGAACAAGAGCCAGCUGGUGCAGAUGGUGCGCAGCAAGAUAGGCUACGGCAUCCAGCUGACGCGCGAGCAGGACGGCGUGUGGGUGUACAACCGCAGCUGCUACCCCAUCUUCAUCAAGUCGGCCACACUGGACAAUCCUGACUCGCGGACGCUGCUGGUGCACAAGGUGUUCCCCGGCUUCUCCAUCAAGGCCUUUGACUUUGACAAGGCGUACAGCCUGCAGAGACCCAACGACCACGAGUUCACGCAACAGCCACGCACAGGCUUCACUGUACAGAUCAGCUUCGUCAAGGGCUGGGGACAAUGCUACACGAGACAGUUCAUCAGUAGCUGCCCCUGCUGGCUGGAAGUCAUUUUCAACACUCGAUAGCAGCAAGCCUCCUUCCUCUCACUCCCCUCUCCUCCUCCUCCUCCUCCUGCUCCUUUCUUGGCCAUGGACAUGGGCUAGCCCUUACCCCCAUUUUUUCUGAUCUUUAUUUUAAAAGAGACAUUCACGAGAAGAUGUUUUAAAAAAAACACACACACACCCGAUAACGAGUUUAAUAAAUGACUAAGAUUUAAUUAAGUGAAAUAAAGCUAAAAUGUAUUUUAUGUUAUAUAUAAAUAUAUUAUUACUUGUAAAUAUGAAGACGUUUUAUAUGCAUCAUUAUUUAUGUAUUGUGCAAUGUGUUAAUGAGAAACAAGAGAUGCACUUUGCUUAAUAUAAAUGGAGACAAAGAAGAUGCCAAGAUUAAAAAAAUACUAAAUGAA